ACAGAAGAUAUUUACACUAUUGUAAUAUCACAAGUAUGGUGUAGAAAAGUUUAGCAAAUUUAUUCCGUCAAGCGAAUCCAGGAUUAUCUGAGUAUAAUGUUGAAGUAAAGAUUAUAAUUGUUAGGGUAAAAUGAGUUUUUCAAGUGUGAGUGAUUACUUGUUUAUCGACUUUAUCGGUGUGGGAAGUAAUUCAACAGUUUUUUUAGCAGUACGAAAGGUAAACAUUUUUGAUAAUCUAGAUGAAACGCUGGCGAUAAAAUGUAUCAAUAUAUCAAAACUAUCAAAAAGAACUAUCGAAAAAAUCGUCGAGACAAGUAAUAAAUUGAAGUCAUUAAAUCAUGAAAAUAUUGUGCAGUUGAAGGACUUUUUUAUAAAUGGACCGCGAAUGUAUUUCGUUAUGGAAUAUUGCGAUGGCGGCUCAAUUUCGAAUUAUCAAAUGAGUUUGUUGGUUUGCCAACAAAUCAUGCGACAGUUAGCUUCAGCAUUGCAAUAUUUGCACAGCCACAAUAUUUUUCAUAUGAAUUUAAAACCAAAAAAUUUAUUGAUCUUGUCAAAACCUUUAACACUCAAGAUUGGAGAUUAUGGUUUUGCCCAACAUUUAUCCCACAAUGAAUACAAAUUACACAUACAUGGAUCACCACUUUAUAAGGCACCGGAAAUCUUAUUAGACGAAAAAUUUGAUAAUCGAAUCGAUCUUUGGAGCAUAGGUAUUAUCAUGUAUGAAUGGAUUUUUAAUAAGCCACCAUUUUUUGGUCUUAUUCCUGAAAUGACGGAUAAAAUCAAGAAGUGCCAACGAAUCGAGAUUCCACAAAUACCUCGUAUUUCCAACGAAUGCAAGCAUCUUCUGAGUUCCUUGCUUCAGCGCAACCUUGAAUAUCGCUUUAAAUUCGAGGACUUCUUCUCCGAUAAGUUUUUGGAUUUGGAACAUAUUCCGUGCGAGAAAAACUUUAUAAAAGCGGUAAAACUUUUACAAAAUGCUGCUCAAUUGGAAUUUGGAAAUAAAUUGAAAGAAGCCUUCGAUUUGUAUUCCAAUGCUAAGAAAUAUUUUGUUCCUAUGUUAACAAGCGAUAUUUUUGAAAACAGGAAAAACGAAAUACAAUUACACAUACAUGAUAUAAUCUAUCAUAUGGAGGAGAUCAGAUUUAAAUUAUUGUAUGAUGAUUCAGUGAAUAUGUAUGAAAGUCAUAGAGUACUGACAAAGCCACCGAUCCAUUGUAAUAUGAUUCCAAAAAGAUUGUCACCAAUAUUAAAAGGAAGUGUGAAAUAUCUCUAUAAAAAAUUACGAAAACUUAGUGUGCCUUUACCAGAAAUAAACUAUGGACUAGAAUUAGGAGCAUUUGGAGUGUAUUAUCUUUGUGAGGGCGAUUACACACGAGCUAAAGAAUUAUUCGAAAAGGCUUUAAAUGAAUUAAUACCACUACUGAGAGACGAACCACCUAGUAUCAAAAGAGAAAUACUGAAAAAUCAGGUGGACUUUUGGAAUAGAUUACUAAUAGCUGCAGAUAGUCAUUUUACAACAAACGAUAUAUAUACAACACUUGCUAUUAAGUCUAGGGAACUUUGCGUAAUACAAUAAGAUGCGAUUAUUUUCGUGAUUGCGAAAAUAGUAAAAAGUAAUACGAAUAAUAUUACGUAAUUAUUAUUCUUAUUAUUAUAUUUAAGGUUUAGUGUGUUAAUGUCAUUUGGUUAUUUUUGUAUUUUCUUACUAUUUGUAGUA
Molecule: messenger RNA, 1717 nt
Organism: Polistes dominula (European paper wasp)
Lineage: Eukaryota; Metazoa; Arthropoda; Insecta; Hymenoptera; Vespidae
Gene: Aduk
Product: unc-51 like kinase 3 homolog Aduk
Biological process (GO): protein autophosphorylation; peptidyl-serine phosphorylation; autophagosome assembly
Cellular component (GO): phagophore assembly site membrane; autophagosome; cytoplasm
Molecular function (GO): protein serine/threonine kinase activity; ATP binding
Source: RefSeq, a predicted model, not a curated record